AACGCCAACUACCAAAAAUGGAAAACCUCGCAACUUUGCUACUUUUAUUCCGUUGGCAGCAAUUUCCCUCUUCCCCGCUCUCUUCUUCUUCAUCAUUUGAAUCAUCCUUCACUCUUUCACUCUCGCUCAAAAUUUCUCUCCCUCUCUCCUCGGUGAAACUAGCCGAAUUCGCCGCCGCAUCAACUAGCAGCGCCGCCGUAUCGUACUCCAUUUUCUCUCUCCUCUACUCGCCUUUAUAAACCCUAACUCUCUUAAACCCUACCUACACCUUCAAUUUCUGCUGCACCUAACUUUUUGAAGAAAAAGAUUUGUAAUUGUUGCGGAGGUUUUUUUAAAACUAUAUAUCAAAGAUGAGUGCGACAACGCAAAGAACUCCUAAAUCUGGAAGACAGUCAUUGUUUUUCAACGAUUUAGCUACACCUGUCUCAUCCAGGAGGGGUAAAUUUUCAACCCCCGGUCAGGCUGCAGCAGUUUCUGCCCUUUGGCGUGAAAAUUUUGCAAGUUCCGAUCUUCCCCCUCCACCAGUAUUUACUUUAGAAGACCGCUCGGACUUCUCAACUGAAUCUGGACUUAUGGACUAUCCAAUGUCUCCUGAAACUAAGUCAGAUCCUAGAACUCCCAAUCAGAAUUCUGGCAGAGAAUUUGUAACACCGCUUAAAAGCAAAACAGAGGCUAGCACAUCAAUGGCUUUGACAACAAGUCAGCAAAAUCAAGGGUCGGCAAGUUUGAAUUGGUGGUCUCCUGGGAAAAGUGCUAGUGACCAAGAAGAGAAGGGAAAGGGUUCCCCAGUUGAAGGUGUUGUACAGCCAGGAGCUUUGAUUACAGUUCCUGCACCAAGGGAAGUUGCGAGGCCUGAGAUGCAAAGGAGUAGUUUACCUGCUGGAAAUCUUAAUGAAGAAGAAUGGGUUACUGUUUAUGGAUUCUCUCCCAGUGAUACCAAUUUAGUCUUAAGGGAGUUUGAAAAGUGUGGUGUGAUAUUGAAACAUGUUCCAGGACCAAGAAAUGCUAAUUGGAUGCACAUUCUCUAUCAGAAUCGUGCUGAUGCUCGUAAAGCACUUAGCAAGAAUGGGGCACAAAUAAAUGGAGUCCUUAUUGUUGGUGUGAGGCCUGUUGAUCCGGUUCAGUGUCAGGCUCUUGAUGAAAGGGCCAACAACCAAGGAUUUAUGCCUCUACCCAUGUCAUCAUCAAAUUUGAAUACUGAACAAACUUCUUCAAGAACAACUGCUCGACCUUACUAUCUUCAGAAUGGUAACAGUACAGCGAAGCAGUCUGGUGCAAUUGCUUCCCCUGCCAAAUCCGUUGUAACUAGGGUCAUGGAUCUAAUGUUUGGUGUCUAGGUGUGCCCUUCAAAACCCCGGGCUCAGUUAUCUGAAAAUUAGUAGUGUAUUAUCUUGUAUUUCAUCAUUAUUUCGUCGAGAAGCGAUGUAUGUGCAAUGAGGAACCCAGAUGAUGAUCAGGGGGGAAAAUGUAAUUUUUUUGUAGCAGCCCAAUGCUGGAUUAUGUUCCUUUAUCAUUCUUUUGGUUCUUGACUUUGGAUUUCUUUAAAUGGAAAUUAUAGUGGGGGACAUCGUA
Molecule: messenger RNA, 1572 nt
Organism: Beta vulgaris subsp. vulgaris (sugar beet)
Lineage: Eukaryota; Viridiplantae; Streptophyta; Magnoliopsida; Caryophyllales; Amaranthaceae
Product: nuclear pore complex protein NUP35
Exons: 4
Coding region: 351-1337 (328 amino acids)
Biological process (GO): NLS-bearing protein import into nucleus; regulation of DNA-templated transcription; nuclear pore organization
Cellular component (GO): nuclear pore nuclear basket; nuclear pore central transport channel; nuclear membrane
Molecular function (GO): structural constituent of nuclear pore; single-stranded DNA binding; phospholipid binding
Source: RefSeq, a predicted model, not a curated record